Messenger RNA from Chrysochloris asiatica (Cape golden mole), 822 nucleotides. It is a transcript of the gene CUTC, whose product is annotated as cutC copper transporter. NCBI's taxonomy places the organism in Eukaryota, Metazoa, Chordata, Mammalia, Afrosoricida, Chrysochloridae. The record is from RefSeq and is a predicted model, not a curated record. Gene Ontology annotation, molecular function: copper ion binding. The coding region runs from base 1 to 822 and encodes 273 amino acids. The transcript is spliced from 9 exons.
AUGAAGAGGCAGAGGGGUUCCUCCGAGCGGAAACGGGCGCGGAUACCGACGGGGAAGGCCGGAGCCGAGAGUGGAUUUCUCAUGGAAGUGUGUGUUGAUUCUGUGGAGUCAGCUAUGAAUGCUGAACGAGGAGGAGCUGGUCGCAUUGAGUUAUGUUCUGGUUUGGUGGAGGGAGGAACCACACCUAGCAUGGGUGUCCUUCAAGUAGUGAAGCAGUGUGUCCAGAUCCCAGUUUUUGUGAUGAUUCGGCCACGUGGAGGUGAUUUUUUAUAUUCCGAUCGUGAAGCUGAAGUAAUGAAGACUGACAUUCGUCUUGCCAAGCUGUAUGGUGCAGAUGGUUUGGUAUUUGGGGCAUUGACUGAAGACGGACACAUUGACAAAGAGCUGUGCAUGUCCCUUGUGGCCAUCUGCCGUCCUCUGCCGGUCACUUUCCACCGAGCCUUUGACAUGGUUCGUGAUCCAGUGGUAGCACUGGAGACCCUCUUGACCCUGGGGUUUGAACGAGUGUUGACCAGUGGAUGUGACAGCUCCGCACUAGAAGGGCUGCCCCUAAUAAAGCGACUCAUCGAUCAGGCAAAAGGCAGGAUUGUGGUAAUGCCAGGGGGUGGUAUAACAGACAGAAACCUGCAAAGGAUCCUUGAAGGUUCAGGUGCUACCGAAUUCCACUGUUCUGCUCGGUCUGCUAGAGACUCAGGAAUGAAGUUUCGAAAUUCCUGUGUUUCCAUGGGAGCCUCAUUUUCUAAUUCAGAAUAUUCUCUGAAGGUAACAGAUGUGACCAAAGUUAGGACUUUGAAUGCCAUUGCAAAGAAUAGCUUGGUAUAG